AUGGUAGGGCUGACGGAUUGCCCUGCCUCCUCUCUGUGGAUCCAUAUUACCGGCGUUCCAGACUUUUUGGCAAUGGGCACUCGUUUCAAGGAUGAUACUCGGAAUCCAGCAGAGAAUUUGAUCACUGGGGUCCUGUGGGUGACUGUCCUCCUGUGUUCGCGAGGCACGAGACGAAAUUUCAAUUGUUUCACAGGGUUGACAACGCUGACUGCUUGGUAA
Molecule: messenger RNA, 219 nt
Organism: Penicillium chermesinum
Lineage: Eukaryota; Fungi; Ascomycota; Eurotiomycetes; Eurotiales; Aspergillaceae
Exons: 1
Coding region: 1-219 (72 amino acids)
Source: RefSeq, a predicted model, not a curated record